Messenger RNA from Marmota flaviventris (yellow-bellied marmot), 1966 nucleotides. It is a transcript of the gene Nck1, whose product is annotated as NCK adaptor protein 1. Gene Ontology annotation, cellular component: cytoplasm. Lineage: Eukaryota; Metazoa; Chordata; Mammalia; Rodentia; Sciuridae. Gene Ontology annotation, biological process: cell migration; positive regulation of translation in response to endoplasmic reticulum stress; positive regulation of endoplasmic reticulum stress-induced intrinsic apoptotic signaling pathway. Gene Ontology annotation, molecular function: signaling adaptor activity; ephrin receptor binding; receptor tyrosine kinase binding. The record is from RefSeq and is a predicted model, not a curated record.
CGCGCGGCCCGCCCCUCUCCAGAGAGCUACGCGGCGGCGGAGCGCAGGCCUCGUGCCGUAACGGCCAUCCCGGCGGCCGCGGCGGUGUCCCUGUGCCCUCCUCAAGUGACUGGAGCCGGCUGGGCUCGGCAGAGGGAAGUGCUAAAGCUGCUAAAAGAUGGCAGAAGAAGUAGUAGUAGUAGCCAAAUUUGAUUAUGUGGCUCAGCAAGAACAAGAGUUGGACAUCAAGAAGAAUGAGAGAUUAUGGCUUCUGGAUGAUUCUAAAUCCUGGUGGAGAGUUCGAAAUUCCAUGAAUAAAACAGGUUUUGUGCCUUCUAAUUAUGUGGAAAGAAAAAACAGUGCUCGGAAAGCAUCUAUUGUAAAAAACCUGAAGGAUACUUUAGGCAUUGGAAAAGUGAAAAGAAAACCUAGUGUUCCAGAUUCUGCAUCUCCUGCUGAUGAUAGCUUUGUUGACCCAGGGGAACGUCUCUAUGACCUCAAUAUGCCUGCCUAUGUGAAAUUUAACUACAUGGCUGAGAGAGAGGAUGAAUUAUCAUUGAUAAAAGGGACGAAGGUGAUCGUCAUGGAGAAAUGCAGUGAUGGGUGGUGGCGGGGUAGCUACAAUGGACAAAUUGGAUGGUUCCCUUCAAACUAUGUAACUGAAGAAGGUGACAGUCCCUUGGGUGACCAUGUGGGUUCUCUGUCAGAGAAAUUAGCAGCAGUUGUCAAUAACUUAAAUAGUGGGCAAGUGUUGCAUGUGGUACAGGCUCUUUACCCAUUCAGCUCAUCCAAUGAUGAAGAACUUAAUUUUGAGAAAGGUGAUGUAAUGGAUGUUAUUGAAAAACCAGAAAAUGACCCAGAAUGGUGGAAAUGCAGGAAGAUCAAUGGAAUGGUUGGUCUGGUACCAAAAAACUAUGUUACCAUUAUGCAGAAUAAUCCAUUAACCUCAGGUUUGGAGCCAUCACCUCCACAGUGUGAUUACAUUAGGCCUUCACUCACUGGAAAGUUUGCUGGCAAUCCUUGGUAUUAUGGCAAAGUCACCAGGCAUCAAGCAGAAAUGGCAUUAAAUGAAAGAGGGCAUGAAGGGGAUUUCCUCAUUCGUGAUAGUGAAUCUUCGCCAAAUGAUUUCUCAGUAUCACUAAAAGCACAGGGGAAAAACAAGCAUUUUAAAGUCCAACUAAAAGAGACUGUCUACUGCAUUGGGCAGCGUAAAUUCAGCACCAUGGAAGAACUUGUAGAACAUUACAAAAAGGCACCAAUUUUUACAAGUGAACAAGGAGAAAAAUUAUAUCUUGUCAAGCAUUUAUCAUGAUAUUGCUGAUCAAAAUGACUGCUCUACAGCUUUAAUUCAUCAUGUAAUUGAAGACUGAGGAAGUGUCAGUCCAAUCAUGCUUGAUUGGAAAUUGCUGUUUCUAACUCUCAGAAUUGACUAUAAUACAUAAGUAUUUUUAUUAUAACUCAGCCCAUACAUUAUAUACUACGUAUGCAAUGCAUCUGCAUAGAACAGUUCUUAUCCUUGGUCUUCUAUUUUACUUUUUCCUUCUUUGCUGUUUUUCUCUUUGCUUCUAAUAUUAAGGUUUUAUAUUUUGGAGGAAAAAAAGGAGUAAUACAGAUCAGAAGUCUUUAUAUGGAAGAAUUUCUUUAUUCCUAUUACUGAUUUCCUUGUAAAGGCACCCCAUUAGUUCUGCCAUGGUUUCUCUUCAUAUAAAAUUAUAUCUAUAUAUGGCAUAUGCUCAAAUAAAUUUCUUGGAGAGUGUUAAUCUUUUCUGUGACUAAAUAGCAAUAAUAAAUGGAAAAUUAGAAAUUAUUUUCAGGUAUGUAUUUGUCACAAGCCAUUGUAAAUACCAAGUAUGUUGUGUAUGCCGUUAUUUUUUAACAGUUCAUUCAUUAUCUUCACUGUACUAUGAAACAGAUGGGGCAUGGGUUAGAAACAUCUUAACAUAAUUUUUAAUUACAACUGUUGAAACAAAAAAAUCACUCGAUUCUU